Molecule: messenger RNA, 1343 nt
Organism: Anneissia japonica
Lineage: Eukaryota; Metazoa; Echinodermata; Crinoidea; Comatulida; Comatulidae
Product: histamine H2 receptor-like
Exons: 1
Coding region: 37-1056 (339 amino acids)
Biological process (GO): G protein-coupled receptor signaling pathway
Cellular component (GO): membrane
Molecular function (GO): G protein-coupled receptor activity
Source: RefSeq, a predicted model, not a curated record
GAAAUUUCAAGCACUAAGCAAGUCUGUACUACGAAGAUGAGUACUACGAAACUGCUCUAUAGUAUUGUCGGUACAAUCGGGUGUUCAACAAAUGGCUUUGCCGUAUUUAUUCUAUAUAACUUGCAGAAUAGAUGCAGUACAACAAACCUUUUGAUCACAAAUCAGUGUAUCAUUGACUUUUUGACAUCUUUUGUUUCGCUUUGCCUUUUUCUUGAUUCGGACAUAAUGACUCGGCUCCCAGACUCUAGUGUUGCAGCAGAAUUAGUUUGCAAGUUUUGGUCAAGCAAGUAUAUUUUCUGGUCAAGUAUAUAUUCCUCAACGGCUAAUCUGGUAGUACUUACAUUUGAUCGUUACUUUGCCGUAAUGUAUCCACUAAAGUACAAAAUAGUCAAGGAAAAGUGUAGGAUGAAAGUGAUGCUUUUGCUAAUUCCCUGGAUAAGCGGUUUUGGAUUUGUCCUCCUCUGGUUAGCGGCACACACUGUGAAGGAUAGAAAGUGUAUCCAGAGUUGGCCAAGUGUUGAGUAUCAGAAAGCCUUUGGUUUACUGAAUGGUCUUUACAUUCUUAUUAUACCUAUCGGUGUGAUGCUGUUUGUUUACUUCAGAAUUUUCCGUGCUCUACGGCGCCGUGUUGGCAGUAUUUCCCAGGGAGUAAGUGCGAUCAGUGCGGCCAGACGACUGAAUAUUAUUAGGACAAUGUUAAUAGUUAGUGUGACGUAUGUUAUCUGCUGGACACCAAACCAAAUAGCUUUUAUCAACUUUACAUUGGGUGGAAAGUUUAAUUUUAACGGACCGUUGUACUACAUUACAGUAGCAAUGUCACUGUGUAACAUCUGUAUCAAUCCCAUAAUAUACACUUUCAAAUAUGAUGACUUUAGAGUGGGUAUGCGAAAAACUCUGCCAUGUCUUAAAGCAGUACCCGUACCACAUGACGCUAUUCUACCGUCAGGCAGGGGUAGCUCAAGAAUUUACCCCAUCGAAGAGUCGAAGUCUCAUGACCAGCCUAAGGUCCCCAGUGGGACAUCAAGUGGCGAAGCCCCUGGAAGCUCCAACAGUUAACUAUCUAAGAGGCUUAUCAUUGAUUUCAAAAUCUCAUAAUUUGUGAAAAUGCAUAUACCUAUGCACUAUUUUACAACUGUUUUAAAAUUGACCUUUAGCAUUUAAGCUUCAGAAGACUGAUACAUUUCUCAACCUAGGCUAAUAAUUAUACUGAUAUCACGCAAAUUAAACAAUUUCUGUAUUCGUUUUUGCCUAACGGAAAAUUAGGCUUAUGACCGUGCAUGUUAAUAUAUCUACUGCAUGCAGUUUUUAGAGGUCUGCCGAUUUAUUGCAAAUAUUUCAGCAGU